AGAUGAGUAUUCUUUCUGGACUUGGUCUACUGUUGCUUCUCCUAGGGCUCAGUGGGAUUAUUUAUAUCUACCAAACAGUCAGGUGGUUCCUGUCCAAGUCAGCAGUGCAGAACAAGGUGGUGGUGAUCACAGAUGCUGUCUCUGGACUAGGCAAGGAAUGUUCUCGUGUGUUCCACACAGCAGGAGCAAGGCUCGUGUUGUGUGGCAGGACAUGGGAGAAGUUAGAAGCCUUGUAUGAUGCUUUGAUCAGUGUGACAGAUCCCAGCACGACUUACGAACCAAAGCUGAUACUUCUGGAUAUCUCAGACAUAAACUGUAUUCGAGAUGUGGCUAAGGAGAUCCUGAACUGCUAUGGCUGUGUGGAUGUCCUGAUCAACAAUGCCAGUCUGAAAGUGAAAGGAGCAGUGCAGAGCAUUUCCCUGGAGCUUGACAGAAAGAUAAUGGAUGCAAACUAUUUUGGACCUAUAACAUUAACCAAAGCCCUUCUUCCCAACAUGAUCUCAAGAAGAACUGGCCAAAUUGUUCUCAUUAAUGGCAUCCAAGGCAAAAUAGGAAUCCCAUUUCGUGCAGCUUAUGCUGCUUCCAAACAUGCUGCUGUAGGGUUUUUUGACUGCCUUAGAGCUGAAAUGGAAGAAUUUGAUAUUUCUGUCAGCACUGUGAAUCCAACCUUCAUCUGCUCCUACCAUCGCCCACCAGCACCAGGCAACUGGGAGGCAUCGAUGUGGAAAUUCUUUUUCAGGAAGGUGGCCUAUGGUGUGCACCCAGUGGAGGUGGCAGAGGAAGUCCUGCACACAGUGAUCAGGAAGAAGCAGGAGGUUCUCAUGGCCAACCCCAUCCCCAGAGCAGCAGUUUACAUUCGAACCUUCUUCCCUGAGCUGUUUUUUGCCAUUGUUGCCUCAGGGAUUAGGGAAAAGCUGAAGACAGAAGAGGAAAAUUGACUUUGUUCAGUUCUUUUCCCUGUUUUUCACCUGAAAACAUUUAUGUUUCAAAUGUCAACAAUUCCUGC
This is a messenger RNA of Acanthisitta chloris (rifleman), 1006 nucleotides long. It is a transcript of the gene DHRS7C, whose product is annotated as dehydrogenase/reductase (SDR family) member 7C. Gene Ontology annotation, molecular function: all-trans-retinol dehydrogenase (NAD+) activity. The transcript is spliced from 6 exons. The record is from RefSeq and is a predicted model, not a curated record. Lineage: Eukaryota; Metazoa; Chordata; Aves; Passeriformes; Acanthisittidae. Gene Ontology annotation, biological process: regulation of release of sequestered calcium ion into cytosol by sarcoplasmic reticulum. Bases 3 to 938 code for a protein of 311 amino acids. Gene Ontology annotation, cellular component: sarcoplasmic reticulum membrane.